UCGGAAAGAAACCCUACGCAAGGCUCGCUCAGCGAUUACUAGUUGUCGAAUGCGCGGCAGGGGAAUUUCUUUAAGAUGUGUAAGGUUGGUAAGCAUACGACGUAGCAAGGCAUUCUUUAAGCAAGGUAUUACCUGCUCGAGACCACAUUCAGCUGACUGUCGUAAAGAAGUGCGCCGUGGCAUCUAGAGCGGCAACCAUGUCAUCUUUGGUGCUCAACAGGAUACUUCCCAAUGCCUCCAAGUGGUUCGAUGUAAACGUAACAUCUAUCGCGGUGACUUCAGUUGUUCUCCUGGUGCUUCUGUGCGCGAAAACCGCGUUCCAACAUUUAAGGGCAUACUGGUAUCUACGAAAAGUGCCGCGACCAUUGGGUCAAUGGUCCUUCAAGACGCUCUACCAAAUGUGGAAGGCGACGUCCAAAAUAGAGGGCGACCUCACGGAUUCUGCGAAAUCGUUCAUCUAUUUCAAAGCAAUGUGUCAGCGUGCCAUGAGUGAAGACAUGGCUGUGAUCUAUUUCGGUACCACCCCUAUUCUUCUGGGCUGGUCACCUGAAACAGCAGAGGGAAUAUUGUCGAAACUCGAUAACCAGAACAAGCCCUUUCUGUACAACUUCAUGAAGCCUUGGAACGGAGAUGGCGUGCUAACAAUGCACACCACCCUGUGGAGGGCACGAAGAAAGGCGUUCACGCCCGCUUUCCAUUUCAAGAUACUCGAUGACUACAACCCGGUCAUGAAUCGACGCUCUGCAGAGCUGGUGCAGAAACUUGCGGGCUACGGUGAUGAAUUCGUCGACCUCCUUCCAGUCAUGCGAAAAGCGGGAUUCGGGAUAUAUUUCGAAACUGCCAUCGGCUUGAACGUAAACGAAGAGGAGGAUAUGAAGCGCCAUGACCUUCUCAAAGGAAUGGAAGUCAUCGGAAUCGGGAUCGCACAACGGCUGUUAAAUCUGCUCAUGUGGUCGGAUGCGACGUACAAACUUCACAAGUGCUCGAGAGCUUUUUAUCACUACGCCAACAAGAUUCGAAGCUACAAUGCAGGCGUUAUGCGCAAGAAACUAGCCGAGUAUGAGUCAUCAGGAGGAGAGAACAACAAGACCAACAGCUUUAUAGAUAUCCUGCUCAGGAUGUUUAAAGAAGGCAACCUGCAAGAAGUGGACGUUAUUGAUGAAAUCGUUGCUUCUUAUGUUGGGGGAUACGAAGCGACAUCGCUAUCCAUGACAUACGCGUUGCAUCUCCUGGGUUCACAUCCCGAGGUGCAAAGAAAGGUCCACGAAGAACUAGAUUCCGUCUUUGGGGACGAUAGGGAACGUCCAGUUACAAAGGAAGACGCGAAAGAACUGAGGUAUUUGGAGUGCGUUAUCAAGGAAGCUAUGAGACUCUUCCCGCCAUUGCCAUCGUUCGCCAGGGAUUUUCGAGCGGAUACCAACAUCGGUGGCCACACCAUUCCCAAGGGUACAGUCGGCCUGGUCCUGCUUUACUUCCUGCACCGCAAUCCAAAGGUGUACGAAAGGCCAACCGAAUUCAUCCCUGAACGGUUCCUAGACGCAAGUAUCAAGUACCACCCGUUCUCGUUCCUUCCCUUCGCGGGAGGACAGAGGAACUGCAUUGGGCAAGCCUACGCGAGGGCCGAAGAGAGGAUAGUGCUCGCCCAAAUCCUUCGUAACUUUCAUGUUUUCACCGAAGUGCCAACUGAAGACAUCAGACUCGACAUGGAAUUAAUGCUUCGGCCAUUGGAUAAGCUUCUUGUCAAGUUUAUUCCUCGUGACGUACCAACAUAGCUGUCUUAAAUUUUUUCACCCAAGUGUUCCGCAUCGAGUAUAUUCGCAGCGAGUGAUACGGGCAACAAGCAGGAGAAAGACUGGAAUGGACAAGCUCGUGUUCUCCAUACUGCAAAAAAGCCUGAGUUUGGGCACACAUUCUCCCAUCUGCUCCGUGCUUGUUUCACCCAGUAUGAAUCGUCAUCAAAUACCUCGCCUUUCCUUGCACUUCAGUGGUGCCAUUGAUGAUCUGCGAUUGUACAGGGUGCCUUUUCUUCAUUUUUUUUCAUUCUUUGCAUAUUUUUUUAUAAAAAAAGCUAUGAGAGCAGCAUGGAUGCCGCUUUUGCAGUUGAGUUAUGCGGCCAGGCGGAGAUCCUCUCUGAGGUGGUAUGUAACUACACGACGACGAAUUACCUAAAACUCAUUUAUUAAGUCUUCAAUCGGGGGAUUUCGGGCAAAAGCGAGAUGGCAGAAUGGAGGAGGCAAUUCUCGUCGAAAGCCAUCUUAUUUUUUUAAAAAUUCCUGAAACGUGCACGUGCGUUGAAAUAUCCAUAGCCGAAUUUUGGUAAGCAGAUGAACCGAAACCGAGACGUCGCCGAUGAGGUGCGCAGGGAGGGCAUCGCCCAUUCCAAGUCAGAGGGCCGCGCGUGCUUUGGAGCGAUGGUGAUAAUUGGAGUAGAUGCUGAUUGGCUGUCUCAAAGACCAAUGGCUUUGCGGCUCAGAUAAUCCACCGACGACGGAGGUCAGCGCUUCUGACGCGCGCAGUUUUCGUUUCGGCUCAUUUGCAUAGAGAAAUUCCGCGAUGCGUCUUUCACUGCACGCGCUCGCUUCAAUGAUGUUUAAAAGGUGGAAUGGCUUUCAAGGGUGAUUACCUCCCAAUCUGCUUUCUCGCUUUUGUCAGAAAUCCCCUAAUUAAUGAAUUUUUGGUACUUGGUACAUGCUUUGUCGGUAAUACUUUCUUACUUGGUGUACAUACUUCCUUCGAGAGGAUGUCCGACUGUCCGUGUAACCCAACUGCAAAAACGAUAUCUAUGCUGCUCACGUAGCUUUUUUACAAAGGAAAAAAAUCUAUCCGAUGUAUAUAUGUAUUUAUUGCCAUGUAUAUAUGUAUUUAUGACACGCAUACAAUUGAACAUACAUGUGUGCAAUAAGGGGAUAUAAGACGACUUAUUCCCUUUUCAAUGUUUCCUGCUGCGACGACAUCUAAAUAUCAGUAGAUACUUGCUAAUGAAAAUUUAGGACCGUAUAGCACUUUAUUGACCUGCUACAGGAGGGCAAAAAAGCGGGAGUGGGAAAUAAUGGCAAUGUUUUGUAUUAUAAUGCUAUAGUACUUAUGAGUAUGUGUCCUUUCCCAACGCGCAAUAGGACAGUGUACCGCCUCGGCGGCGGUGAAUCGCCCACCCCAUCAUCAUCCCAUGUAUGUGUGUGUGAGUGUGUGUGUGUGUUGAGUAUUUGUAUUACGAAUUAUGAUACUGAUUAUCUGAACGUAUUUGUAUCUGUAUUAUAACGCAGAAUGUCGAGGCAUAACUUCUAUUAUAGUACUCUUGAAGGUGCACUACUUUCCCACAAUAGUCCGUCCUACCUACAGAGUGCCACUCAGUCGUGCACUUUAUCAAUAAAUUUUCGUGUCCCACAAACCUAUAGACACAAACAAGGCCCUGCCCCAUUCCCCUGGCCCAAAUUAUCUCAAAGGGAGUCACUUCAGGGCCAGAAGUUACUAGAGGCUUUCCCGCAUUUCUUCUAGUUCAGCAUCCCUAAGGACGAGUCGUCCCAUUUACAAGGCUUUUAUCGUCUGAAAGAGUGCGUCCGGUCCAGACCGCUUGCACCAUAGACGGCCCACUUUUUUAUCGCAGGGCCGACUUAACGAAACCAAGACUCUACCACGCUGAGAGCGAGGUGUUCACUGUGAUCGAAAUUGAUCAGCGCUAUUUCAUCAGAUCAGCGAGGCUGUUCACAUUUGCCAGCCUCCUUCUGAGACUGGCAUGCAGUAGCGAACUACCCCCUUUGAGAACAUGUUAUAAUGUAAAUACCUGAAAUAAAACGUGAUUGGAGAAUGACUCUCUCUCUAAGUAAUGCACAAAUUGUAUAUAUUUCUGCUUUUUCCGUUCUUGAGGACCACCCUAAGUUAUGUAUCAAUUAUCAAUGUCAAUCAAUUAUAAAAAAAAAAGAAUAACGGAUAAGUCACACUCACGAACUUUGUUCCUUUUCCACAGCGAGUCCCUCACCCAAAACGAUGCUAACAGGACAUCUUUCAUUGGCGUUAUUCGAUGAGUACAGAUCACGAGAAAAGUUUACGGGACACGGCAGCGAGGUAAUAUAUCGUCAUCGGAGAGAUACCCUUGAAGCAAACAGGAGCGGAUACACUUACAGACAGGUGACUGAGUAUUCAAUGAGCCUCUCAGUAAGUGUGCAUCUCUCGUUCGCCGCUAGGGUGUCGCUCCGAUCGAGAAAUACGUCGCCCCAAGUGUUACCAAAUGUUUACUAGAAGUUUUCUCGGUUUGGGGUUUGUCCGACUUGUCCCCUUAUUGCCAAUAAGGGGGCCACUAAGGGAAUCCAAUAAGCUAUUGGAUACAGAGUUUCAAUUAUGUACGGAAAGUCCUGCACAUGUCAACUCAAACUAAUAAAUAUGUGAUUAGUGGCGA
Ornithodoros turicata is the source of this 4393-nucleotide messenger RNA. Its product is annotated as cytochrome P450 4c3-like. The transcript has 11 exons. Lineage: Eukaryota; Metazoa; Arthropoda; Arachnida; Ixodida; Argasidae. The coding region runs from base 198 to 1772 and encodes 524 amino acids. The record is from RefSeq and is a predicted model, not a curated record. Gene Ontology annotation, molecular function: monooxygenase activity; oxidoreductase activity, acting on paired donors, with incorporation or reduction of molecular oxygen; iron ion binding.